AUGUCUGGUCUGGCAACCUCGCUGCGAACCAUUACAUAUCGGGCGGCUUUGCGGGCGAACGCACGCCCUAUCGGUGCCAUCGCACGUUUCCAGUCGACUUUUGCCGCAGGAAGCAACCUUGGUGUGCCUCCACAGGGUUUCCGCAUCCCUCCCCCCAAAUCAUGGGAACACGAGGCUGAGGGGUCUCUGUCCAAGGCAACAAAGUUUUUCUUGCUCGCCGAGAUGUUCCGCGGUAUGUACGUCGUAUUGGAGCAGUAUUUCCGCGCCCCUUACACUCUGCUUUAUCCCUUCGAGAAGGGCCCUAUUGGUCCUCGAUUCCGUGGUGAACACGCUUUGCGCCGCUAUCCUACGGGCGAGGAACGCUGCAUCGCUUGCAAACUCUGUGAAGCCGUUUGCCCUGCCCAAGCUAUCACCAUCGAGGCUGAGGAGCGCGUUGACGGAUCUCGCCGCACUACCAAGUACGACAUCGACAUGACCAAAUGCAUCUACUGCGGCUACUGCCAGGAGUCUUGCCCUGUUGACGCUAUUGUGGAAACCCCUAAUGUCGAAUACUCUACUGAAACACACGAGGAGUUGCUCUACAACAAAGAAAAAUUGCUCGCCAACGGUGAUAAAUGGGAGCAGGAGCUUCAGUACUGCUUGGACGCUGACGCCAACUACCGUUAA
Molecule: messenger RNA, 666 nt
Organism: Wickerhamiella sorbophila
Lineage: Eukaryota; Fungi; Ascomycota; Dipodascomycetes; Dipodascales; Trichomonascaceae
Product: NADH-ubiquinone oxidoreductase subunit, mitochondrial
Exons: 1
Coding region: 1-666 (221 amino acids)
Biological process (GO): mitochondrial electron transport, NADH to ubiquinone; mitochondrial respiratory chain complex I assembly
Cellular component (GO): membrane
Molecular function (GO): NADH dehydrogenase activity; 4 iron, 4 sulfur cluster binding
Source: RefSeq, a predicted model, not a curated record